GGGGACACAGACCGUGGGGACAAGGGGACAGAGGACAAAGGACCAUGGGGACAGGGGACACAGGGCCAUGAGGGCACGGGCCGUGGGGCCACGGGUCCCUCCCGCCCCGCUGGGUGCCAGCAGGGGGCGGGGCGACGCAGCCGCGCGUCCCGCCCUCUCCCUUUCAUUGGCUACUCCCCUCGCCCUCCGCCUCUCCCCAUUGGCUGGCGAACCGGCGGCGGCAGGGCGGGCCGGAAGCGGCCGGCGUUCCCCCCCCCCAUGAGAGGCGGAAGAGCGGGGCCGGAGACGGGGAAUGACGAUGACCAGCCUCCUGCCUUCAGCAGGGGACGGGAACUGCUAUUACAUCCUGACAGAAGACUGUGCUUAUGGCAGCAAGUACUUCCAAGCUGGGAACAUGUGCUUCUGCAGCGAGAGAAGUUACCUGCGCAACUUCUCCGAUGACGGGCCCCCGACUUGCUUCUUGAAAGUCAUCAUGCUGGAUGACAGCUCCACCGUCACAAUAAAAGUAGAAAUCCUGCAGCCUGUGCGCGAGGAGAUGGCAGUCUUCCUCCUGGCCAUCAGCAGCCACAACGAACGCUUGAACUAUUUCUUGGAGAGGCUGAGCCUUGAAGCGGCUCUGCGGGCAGUGCCGGGACAAAAAGUGUUGGUGGAGGUUGACCGGCAAUAUUUCCCUGGAAUCAUCCGCUACAUCGGGAGCAUUUCCAAAAACACUUUAGCUGUGCUGUCUCCGUUCUUCUUCGGGGUGGAAUUGCAGGGCGAGGGAGAAAACAGAGGGUGCAGCGAUGGGUCUUACAACGGCACUGAGUAUUUCAAGUGUAAGCGGAACUGCGGGAUCUUCCUGCCGUUUAGCAGAGUCCAGUUUACACCCGCGCCAGAUGACGACUAUAUGAAACAGAAGCCAAAAGCGGACACGAAGGAGGGGGUUCCUGUGAAAGUGGGAGAUGCUGUUAGCUUCUACGUGGACGAGGUCCUCACAAAAGGAAUAGCGAUGGCAGUUUACAGGGAAGGAACCCAAUGGUUCGUUAAAGUUUGUCCGGAAGAAGAAGGAACAACUGACAUUUUCAGAGAAAUCCCUAUGGACUCUGUUGUGAAGGAAAGCUUGCAAAGUUUAUUUUCACCCUUCGAGUCCGACAUGGGCUUGGGACACCCAAACCAAAUGAAACGAGAGAUAAGCGAGAGCGCUGAGGAGUGUGAAAGCGGGAAUUCAUCCCUGGAGGUGAACUCCAUGGUCCAGAUCACCUUGGACAAGGGAAAUCAGGUUUCGGGAAUCAUCCGCUGGUUGGGCUACCUGCCCCAAAUUAAGCACAAAAUGGCAGGAGUUGAACUGGAUGAAGACAAGGGGGUCACUGCUGGCGAAUGGCUGGGCAAAUACUACUUCCACUGCGCUCCAAAGCGCGGCCUCUUCGUGAAGCUGCAGUCCUGCCAGCCCGACGUUCGCUUCCAGUGUUCGCGCAACAGUGAGCUGAGCCUCAUGGAUUACAGAGGGCAAGAAGUUCUUCCGCAGGUUCCAGACAGUUUUCCUCCUCUCAGGAAUGAGACAGCGGUGCAUGUCCUGCGAGGGCGGAUGAAGGGGAUCCAAGGCCACUGUAAUUCCUGUUAUAUGGACGCAGCUCUUUUCAGCCUCUUCUCCUGUACGUCUGUGCUGGACUCCAUGCUCUUCAAGCCCUUCCCUCUGUGUGACAGGAAUGUCCAGAGCAUUCUGCGGGAUGAGAUUGUUAAUCCCCUCCGAAAAGAUCAUCAGCUGCUUCUUGUUUCUAGGACCGGCUUCGUCAGGGCUCGGAGCGUGAUGCACCUUAGGGAGCAGCUAACUGAAAAGGGACAGUGUUCAAGCUUUACCAACGCUGAGAAAGAUCCUGAAGAGUUCCUCAAUCUCAUAAUGCAGCAGAUCCUGGGAAUAGAGCCGCUCUUGAAACUGCAGUCGGGAAGCCAGGAGGAGCAGCAGGACUGUUACUGUUACCAGAUUUUUAUGGACAAACAGGAGGAUCUGGUGGUUCCCGACGUGCAGCAGUUAGUGGAACACUCCUUCCUGACUUACGAUCUGAAGCUAGUGGAGAUCCCAUCUUGCUUCAUUAUCCAAAUGCCGCGUUUUGGGAAGGAAUAUAAAAUGUUCAGCAAAAUCAUUCCUUCCUUGGAGCUGGAUAUAACAGAUCUGCUGCUUGACAGUCCCCGGGAGUGCUGCGUGUGCGGGGAUGUCGCCACCCUGGAGUGUUCCGAGUGUUUCAAAGACAAGGUAUUCGCAGCUACGGGCCUGAAGCAGUUCUGCAGCACCUGCUCCAGACAGGUUCACUCCCACUACCGACGCAAAACGCACAAGCCAACCAGGCUGCACGUCCCGGAAGAGUUUCACAGCCGGAACUCCCGGGGCAGCCAACAGGUCCCACGCGAGAAGAUGGAGCUCUUCGCCGUGCUCUGCAUCGAGACAAGUCAUUACGUCUCCUUUGUGAAAUACGGCCCGGAGAACGAACACUGGAUGUUCUUCGACAGCAUGGCUGACAGGCAUGGUGACGAAAACGGCUUCAACAUUCCCACGGUAACGCUGUGCCCUGAAGUUGCCAAAUACCUGGAGUUGCCACUGGCUGUGCUGGCCCUGAAGCAACCUCGGGACAUGGACGGAGUGGCCAAGCGCCUCUUCUGCGACGCCUACAUGUACAUGUACCAGAGCAAGAAGAUGGCGCUUUACAAGUGACACUGCCCUGGGCUGCAGAGCAGCGAGGCGUCGGAAACGUGAGCUUGGAUCAACCCUGCAGCUCGUAAUCGGUGAAAGCGGCCGAGUCUGGGUGCCCCGAACUCACACUUCUGCCUUUUCUUACCUCUUCCAGUGUCUGGUAUCGAGCUGUCCACGUCAGCCUGUCUGGGUUCGUUAAAUCCUGCACCUGGCCUAAUCGAGUGAUAGCUCGUACUUCCUGCAGACCUGGAUUUGGAAUUAUUUAUGCUCAAAUUCACUCUCAUUUCCUGCCUUCCCUUUUUCCAGCCUCCUUCCUCCCCAGGCACGCUGCAGCUCUGCCCUACCUCGGCGUCCUCCCCCACAUCCUUUUCUCCCUGCCAGCCCUUCCCUCCAAAGCCGAGGACCCCGGGUCUAAUGGAAACCCCAGCAGUUACCCUCAGCUUUGUGAAGAGCACGAGAAAACCACAGCCUUGCCCCGCGUGAAACUUCUUCACGUGGACUUGUGGAGCGGGGAAAACCAGGAGGUGUGAGGUGUGCGUUAAGAAAUAGGUCAGGACCAGGGUUUUUUCUUGAGGUUGGGGAUGUGGCCCCACACCUACAGUUGGGUCCCUGAAUUGUUUGCACUUCCCUUGCCCAGCGCUAAUACUCUGGCACUUCUACCCGCUGUCCCUUCUUUUCAACCACGAGAUUAAAUGGAUGUCUCGAGCUGCAAAUAUGCUUUUAAAAAUGUGUAUUUUUGCAAGGACAAAAAUGGCAGAAAGACGGAGCAGGGGAACGGGAUCUGAGCUCUAUUAUGCUGUCCUCAUUUUUGCGAAGUCUGCACUAUUGCUACACAAUCAGGUGUUAACCUCGCUGUUAGCACUUACUGUCCCAUCUUUGCAUCCACUUCUGAGAUCUGUGGGUGGAAAAAAUGGAAAAAAUGAAUACUUUUUGGAUUUUCUGCCAUGACUACAGUAAGGAUUAGGGUCUCGGGUUGGGAUUUCUUAAAUUAGAUAACUUAAAAUUUGCAAACUGGGGAUUCUCUGCCAUUAAGCACAUGCCGUCAUGGCAGUGGGAAGCUGUUACGGGUGUCAGUGCCCAGAUUCUGGAUCGCGCUCACAGAGCACCAAAACCUCGAGGGAUGCAUCCAGGAGCCCCAGAUGCGGAGCUGUAAUCUCCUUCCUGCUCUUCCCCCCCCGCCUUUUUAACACAGGGUGCAGUAAGUGUAAUACGCAGCCUGUAGCUUUGCAUCGUGGCUUGGGAUCUUUCUUUGGAUCUUUUAGGAUCUUUUUUUGCUUGACAGCAGCGUUGUGACGCGAACUGGGACCUCAACGGCUUGAUGGCUUUCUGGUGUGUCCCGUUUCUGUAUGUGGUGGCUACAAAGGACGGCCGGUGUGUAACGAACCCAGGCUGUUAACAUCAAUUAACAGUUAAUUCGGCUUCCAAAUGUCCUUGAUGAGCAUUUGGGCCUCGACACCACGUGGACCACGAGGCAGCAAUACGUGGUAGAGAAGGCGAACAACGUGCUGGGCGGUGCCGGGGGAAGCGUUGCCAGCAGGUCAAGGAAGGGGAUUCUUCCCUUCUGCUCGGCACUGAGAAGCUACACCUGGAGUACUGGGUCCAGUUUGGGGCUUCCCAGGCUGAGAGAGAUGAAGAGAAUCCAACAAAGGGCCAUGAAGAUGAUGAAGGGACUGGAACAUCUCUCCUAUGAGGAAAGGUUCAGAGAGCUGGGACUCUUCAGCCUGGAGAAGAGAAGACUCAAGGAGAUUCAUCAAUGUCUAUAAAUACCUGAAGGGAGGGUGCAAAAAGGCCAGAGCCAGGAUCUUCCCAGUGGUGCCCAGUGCCAGGACCAGAGUCGCAAACUGGAACACAGGAGCUUUCCUCUGAACAUCAGGAAACGCGUCUUCACCAUGAGGGUGACACAGGUUGCCCAGAGAGAGGUGGUGGAAUCUCCAUCCUUGGAGAUACUCAAAAUGGUCCUGGGCAAAGGCCAAAGCACCAGCAGUUGAAGAGAGAUGGUGGCAGAUGGAGCGACAGAUGGUCCUGAGGAUGGAUUUCCCCUGCUCCCGCUUGUGAACUGACUCGCUGACCUCUGGGCGAUGCCCUCUGGCCACGGAGAGGGCUGAGGUGCACUGCCAUCUCAUCUCACUUCUCAUCUCAUCUCAUCAACAAUAUUUAUUGUUCUUCAUUCCUUCUUUCCUACAAACUCAGGAAAAUCUCUACUCAGGUACGCGGUGGGGGGGGGGGGUGCGUUGGGCUCUUAUGUCUCUGGUGCUUUUGCUCUAAAAAUGUAAGUUUUGAUAACAAACUGCUCUUGGUUUUCCUGGAGUUGUUUUUUUUCCCCCGCUCUCUUAAAAAUGUGAAGUGCGACACAGUGCCCACAGCUGGAGCAUGGCAACAGGGAGCUCCAGCCUGUUGCGGGUUUUUAGAAAUAAAGAGACCAUCAGGCCCUGCUUCAUUAAGUUCUUUUAAUGUUUCCCCCCUGCCCCCGCCCCCAUCAAUACUUGUUGCAAAGACCUAAACCGCAGCUGUUCCUGGGAGCCGUUCCUGGGGCUGUGCAGAUGCAUCUCGGUGGGUAUUUCUCUUUGCCCUCCCUCACUGCACCUUUCCCAUGGGUGGCUCAAGUCAUAGAAUCACAGAAUGGUUUGGGUGGGAAAGGACCUUAAAGAUCAUCUAGUUCCAACCCACCUGCCCUGGGCAGGGACAUCUUCAACCAGCCCAGGUUGCUCCAAGCCCCGUCCAACCUGGCCUUGAACCCCUCCAGGGAUGGGGCAGCCACAGCUUCUCUGGGCAACCUGGGCCAGGGGCUCACCACCAUCACAGCCAAGAAUUUCUUC
Messenger RNA from Chroicocephalus ridibundus (black-headed gull), 5481 nucleotides. RefSeq names its product ubiquitin carboxyl-terminal hydrolase CYLD-like. The transcript is spliced from 15 exons. Gene Ontology annotation, molecular function: K63-linked deubiquitinase activity; cysteine-type deubiquitinase activity. Bases 293 to 2686 code for a protein of 797 amino acids. Gene Ontology annotation, biological process: protein K63-linked deubiquitination. Gene Ontology annotation, cellular component: cytosol. Lineage: Eukaryota; Metazoa; Chordata; Aves; Charadriiformes; Laridae. The record is from RefSeq and is a predicted model, not a curated record.